Molecule: messenger RNA, 423 nt
Organism: Eruca vesicaria subsp. sativa (arugula)
Lineage: Eukaryota; Viridiplantae; Streptophyta; Magnoliopsida; Brassicales; Brassicaceae
Source: the annotation of a GenBank genome assembly
AUGGAGAAAACGGAUGUUCGGAGUCGGACUAAACCUCUCCUCCGUAGAGUUAUUUUAACUUUAUUGUUAGAAAGUGGACUUGAAAUACAAGCAACACUAUGGGCUGAGCAAGCAGAACUAUUUGAAGAUAAAUAUCACGCUGUGGAAAGUAAUAAUAUUGUUCUCAUCAUGACAAGUGUUUUGGUCAAGACAUAUGAAGGUGUAAUAUGUUUGUCGGCAUCUUCUGGCACUAAAUUCUAUUUGAAUUAUGAUUUCAAUUCUGUUACUGACUUUCGAACGAGUUUCAGCUAUGAUGGUGGCUGUUUGGUUAAUCUAGACGAAAAGGUUGAAAUUCCUUCAAUGAAUAAUGAGAUUUCUGAAGUUCGGCAUUCUAUUAAUGAUAUUUGGGAUUUCAUUGCAUCUCAUAUCCCUCAGAUUAGUUAG